AUCAGUGCUAAAGGAUUGCACACACAUAUGGAUAGUCUAAGGUUUGCAGUCGAAGCUGAGGAUGGCAGGAGAUUCUCGCGUCCACAUGGACCACGACAUGGAGAUAGGAGUGACUCCGAGAGAGCAGGUGAAGAAACUCCCCAAGCACCUGAGGGAAUCACAAAUCCCUACGGAUCGCACCCACCUCAUCUCAGAUCCUGUUAAGAAACCCCGCCAGCGCUAUGUACAGAAAGACGGCAAGUGCAAUGUCCAUCAUGGAAACGUUCAAGAGACAUAUCGCUAUCUCAGCGACCUCUUCACAACACUGGUUGACUUACGUUGGCGCCUCAGUUUCUUUAUUUUCACCUUGGUCUAUGUGGUCAACUGGCUCUUCUUUGGGUUUUUGUGGUGGCUUAUCGCGCUCAUACGAGGAGAUCUCCUACACGGCGAUGAGGAGGGCUGGACCCCAUGUGUGGAAAACCUCAACAGCUUUGUCUCGGCUUUCCUCUUUUCCAUUGAAACUGAGACCACCAUUGGCUACGGCUACCGUGUCAUCACGGAGAAGUGCCCAGAAGGGAUCAUACUUCUACUGAUACAGGCCAUCUUGGGGUCCAUUGUCAACGCCAUGAUGGUGGGCUGCAUGUUCGUAAAGAUCUCGCAACCCAAGAACCGAGCAGAGACGCUGAUGUUCUCCCACAAGGCCGUGAUAUCUGUGAGGGACAACAAGAUGUGCCUGAUGUUUAGAGUGGGUGACCUGAGGAAUUCCCACAUUGUGGAAGCGUCAAUCCGUGCCAAACUUAUUCGUUCGCAGCAGACCAAGGAGGGCGAGUUCAUUCCGCUCAACCAGACGGACAUCAACAUUGGCUUUGACACAGGAGACGAUCGCCUCUUCCUGGUGUCGCCUCUCAUUAUCUCACACGAGAUCAAUGAGAAGAGUCCUUUCUGGGAGAUGUCCCGGGCUCAGAUAGAAAAGGAAGAGUUUGAGAUUGUCGUCAUCUUGGAGGGCAUGGUCGAAGCUACAGGCAUGACGUGUCAGGCGCGCAGCUCCUACCUGGACUCGGAAGUGCUGUGGGGCUACCGCUUCACCCCGGUGCUUUCCCUGGAAAAGGGCUUCUACGAAGUCGACUACAACAACUUUCACGACAUAUACGAGACCAACACCCCCACCUGUAGCGCUAAAGAACUGUCCGCUCGAUUAAAAGAGAGCCCGCUCCUCCCUCACCUGCCUCUCCUCAGCCCCGACCUCAGGCAACACACGCCAGACCCCUUCUCCACCCAAACCUCGCGGGACGACACGGAGAAGGACGGCGAGAAGCCGGCGGAGACAAACAAUGGCUCUGCCAACCGUUUAGAGGAGAACCCUUGAGGGAAACCCACAGACUCAAGGACUUUGUAGUGACUGGCAAGCUUCUUUCCCCUUGCAUGGAGAGAUAUCCUUGCAAAAUCCAUGCAAUACGACCCUCUAGAGAGCCGAGCUGAUGUGUAGAUCAAGGUUAGACGCACAAACCGAUGAGAACCCGUAUAUUUAUACCGCACACGUUAUUGACGCCUACACAUACUCGAUUUUAGCUUUAUCAACUUUGUCGUGCAGAUUUUCAUGGUAUCGAUCAACGCCCUGUACCUCAAGGACGAAAUAGUAGCCAUAUAUUGUACACAUCAGUCCCACCGCAAAAUGAACGACCGGGAGGUCAAACCUCUUAAUCGAACCAUAACAGAAAAGCAGCUUUAAUAGAAUCCCGAUGCAAAGACUCUUACGAGAAAUAUGAAGCCAAACGCAACGCUUGUGUAUUUAACCACGGCGAAGGCCCCCGGUGUUGGU
Molecule: messenger RNA, 1798 nt
Organism: Rhinichthys klamathensis goyatoka
Lineage: Eukaryota; Metazoa; Chordata; Actinopteri; Cypriniformes; Leuciscidae
Gene: kcnj5
Product: potassium inwardly rectifying channel subfamily J member 5
Exons: 4
Coding region: 62-1345 (427 amino acids)
Biological process (GO): regulation of monoatomic ion transmembrane transport; potassium ion import across plasma membrane
Cellular component (GO): plasma membrane
Molecular function (GO): inward rectifier potassium channel activity
Source: RefSeq, a predicted model, not a curated record